CCUUUGCUGGGUGAGGCUACUUAAACUGAAAUGGUUACUUUGAGUCAGCCCAUCCAUAGUAGCUACUAUGGACCUAAUAGUAGGCUCUGAGAGUUACAAAAACAGUGAUUGAAACAAUCUUAAGGAGAUUGUAUUCUAUAAGGGAAAGCAGCUUGUGUAUACUAUAAGGUAGUUAAAACAAAGUAGGUAGGUAGGAAGGGAAAAAAAAACUUUUAUUGAAUGUAGUCCUUGAGUUACAGCUUGAGAAAUGCUAUGAAGUGUCAAUUAGGGAGGAGAUUUGGUAGAUAGUAAGCACAAAAGUUUGGAGCUAUGAGAUGGAGUGCUGGGUCAGGAUAAUAUAAUGUAUAAUAAUAAUAUAAUAUAUAAUAAUGUAUAAUACAUAAUGAAGUUGGAGAAUUAUUUUAAGACUAGGUUGUAAAGGGCUUUAAAAGCCAAAUAGAUUUUUAUUCAUCCUAGAGGUAAUACAAAGCUGCUGGUGUUGAUUGAGUAGGGGAGUGUCUGCUGUGAAUAAAAAUCACUUUGGCACUUGUGAGGAAGAUGGAUUGGAAUGGUGAGAAACUUGAGGUAGCGAAACUGAGGUAGGGCCUGAAUAUAGAAAGAAGGGGUUAAGUUUAAGAAAUACUGGUGAAGUAGAAAUGGCAAGACCUGGAAUUGAGGGAAAGAGUGGUGUUAAGGAAAAUGCUGUGGUUAUGACUAUGGGAGCCUGGAAAAAUAGUGCUUUUGACCGAAAUAGGAAUAUUUGGAAGAUCAGUGUGAUGUUAUUUUUUUUAAUUGCUAUUUUGAAACUCUGCUAUUCAUUUCAUUUUAUAAAGUAAAAUUUCCCCCAAUUACGUGUAAAAAUAAUUUUAACAUUUUUUUUUUGAAGUUUUGAGUUCUAAAGUCUAUCCCUCCCAUCUUCCUCUCCCCUAUCCUUGAGAUGGGAAGCAAUCUGAUAUAGGUUUUAUAUGUGUAAUCAGCAAAUUCGAACUAUAAGCAAGUAAGCUUGCAUUAUAUAGUCAGAUGCUUUUAGGUCUUUCUCUGUAGGUGAAUAGCAUUUUUUAUCAUGAGGCCUUUGGGAUUAUCUUGCUUUAUUGUAUUCCUGAGAAUAGUUAAGUCAUUCAUGGUAUUACUGUUAUUGUUUACAAUAUUCUUAUGGUUCUGUCCAUUUCACUUUGCAUUAAUUCAUGUAAGCUUUUAUAAGUUUGUCCAGAAAUAAUCUGUUUAUUAUUUCUUAUGGUACAGUAAUAUUCCGUUAUAAUCAUGUACCACAACUUGUUCAGCUAUACAAUUGAGGAGUUGAUGAGAAUCCUCUCAAUUUUUUUUUUUCAGUUCUUAAUCACCACAAAAAAAAGCUGGUAUCAAUAUUUUUGUACAAAUAGAUCACUUUCUCCCCCCAACCCUACACCUACCUUUGAAAAAAUCUCUUUGGGUGAUUUUGCUAGAUCGAAGAGUAUACAUAGUUUUAUAGCCCUUUAAGUAGUUCCAAAUUAGAGUGGUGUAUUUUGAAAGAAAAGAGGAAUUCUCUUUUGUACAUAUUAAAUAUAUGCUGCUUAUCGAAUUAGGCAGUUGUAGACUAGAACUCAGGAGAGAGAGUAGGACUAGAUAUGUGAAUUAUCUGUGUAGACAUAAUAAUUGAAUCCAUGGUCACUAGCAGUAUAGUUGGAUUAGCGAAGAGGGCCCAGCUCAGAAUUUAGGGUAAAGCCUCUAAAGAAGGGCAAUUCUAGAUGAUAAUCUGGCAAAAAAAAAAAAAAAAAAAAAAAGAUUGAGGAACUGGUAAGAUAUGUGAGCAAGAGCAUAAGAAAAAUAGGCACAUUAAACUGAAAUUGUUCAACAAACUUAUUUUAAGUUACCUUAAUGACUUAAUAAAUGCUUUUUAAAUGCUCUAAAAAAUAUUUUUACAGAUAUUUUUUUGUUUUUUACAGCUUUAACAUUUUCAAUAUAUUUGCCCCAUAUCAGAGCCAUUCUUUCUAACAAAGUAAAAAAAAAAAAAACUGAUAUUAAAAAAAUAUUGAUAUAAUGAAAAAGUUUAAUAUCUGUGAUAGUCUAUACAUUCAUAGUUCCCUAUUUCUGUAAAAAAGCAGGAGGGUAAUUUUUGAGGAGAAUGUUUUUAAUUUUGUUAAUUAGGAGAGUAGUUGAACAGUAUGGACAGAAAGGCCCAUAUUGGGAAUUUGGAGAACUUGGGUUGUAAAUAUCUGACAUUCUAUGUGACUGAGACAUUUAAUAAUCUUUGUGCUUCAGGUUCUCAUUAACAAAAUGAGAAUGCUAACAUUUUUUCAUCUUACUUCUGCCAUAUAGUUAGAUUUAAUGAAAUAGAUGCUUCACUUAAUAGUAGCUAAUAUUUAUAUAGCACUUACUAUGUGACAAGCACUGUGUUAAAUGCUUUACAAAUAUUUUGUAUUCACAAGAAUUCUGUGAGGUGCUACCUUUUUACAGAUAAGGAUACUGAAGCAAACAAGGGAAAUAGACUAUAUAUGCCCAUUUGUUUAAUUAUUAAAGAUAUUUAAUGUUCGUGGAUAUCCCCCCCUCUUUUUUCUGUAGGUCUCUCCAUGGUAAUGAAAUAACUGAAACUAAAUUGGUGACCUGUGUUAUAAGAACAAUCACUCAAGAAUACUUCCAGAUGAAGACCACAUUGGAAAUUUCUGCUUAUGUGAAGGUUCCUUUUACUGCUGCAUUGGAGAAUGAAAUAAUCUCAUAAGAAAACACUAAUAUCCUGCAAUGAGAGGUAUAGAACAAACUAGUUACUUUUGCAGUUGACUUCAAAUAGUUCAGUGAUUAGAGCCUUCUCUGGAAAACAUCUUCCCUCAUUCCUCAGGAGUAUUUCAAUUGACCUUAACUGUUCUGCAUGCUCAUUAUGAAUAAAGAAGUCUCCCUGGUAUGAAAUAGCUCAACAUGAGUGGCCUCGGAGACAGCUCGACAGACCCUUCCAACCCAGAUUCACACAAGAGAAAAGGAUCACCAUGUGACACAUUGGCAUCAAGCACCGAAAAGAGGCGCAGGGAACAAGAAAACAAGUAUUUAGAAGAGCUGGCUGAGUUACUGUCUGCUAACAUUGGUGACAUUGACAGUCUGAGUGUAAAACCAGACAAAUGCAAGAUCUUAAAGAAAACAGUCGAUCAGAUUCAGCAAAUGAAAAGAAUGGAACAAGAGAAAACAGCAACGGAUGAUGACGUCCAGAAAUCAGACAUCUCGUCAAGUAGUCAAGGAGUAAUUGAAAAGGAAUCUUUAGGACCACUUCUCUUGGAGGCCUUGGAUGGAUUUUUCUUUGUCGUGAAUCGUGAAGGAAGAAUUGUUUUUGUGUCAGAAAAUGUGACUAGCUACUUGGGUUACAAUCAGGAAGAACUGAUGAAUACCAGUGUCUACAGCAUAUUACAUGUGGGAGAUCAUGCAGAAUUUGUCAAGAAUCUGCUACCAAAAUCACUAGUAAAUGGAGUUCCAUGGCCUCAGGAAGCAACAAGACGAAAUAGCCAUACUUUUAACUGCCGGAUGCUAAUUCGCCCUCCAGAUGAACCAGGUACAGAAAAUCAAGAAGCUUGCCAGCGGUAUGAAGUAAUGCAAUGUUUCACUGUGUCACAGCCUAAAUCAAUCCAGGAAGAAGGAGAAGAUUUCCAGUCAUGUUUGAUUUGUAUUGCACGGCGUUUACCUCGUCCUGCAGCUAUUACGGGUUCAGAAUCAUUUAUGACCAAGCAAGAUACUACAGGCAAAAUCAUCUCUAUUGACACCAGCUCCUUGAGAGCUGCUGGUAGAACUGGCUGGGAAGAUUUAGUGAGGAAAUGCAUUUACGCCUUUUUUCAGCCUCAAGGCAGAGAGCCAUCUUAUGCCAGGCAGCUAUUUCAAGAAGUGAUGACUCGUGGCACUGCCUUCAGCCCAUCCUAUAGGUUCAUAUUGAAUGAUGGGACAAUGCUUAGCGCCCACACCAAGUGUAAACUUUGCUACCCUCAAAGUCCAGAUAUGCAGCCUUUCAUCAUGGGAAUUCAUAUCAUCGACAGGGAACACAAUGUUCUUUCUCCUCAAGAUAACACUAAUUCUGGAAUGUCACUUCCUCGAAUAAACCCAUCAAUAAAUCCUAGUAUCUCUCCAGCCCAGGGCAUGGCCAGAUCAUCCACACUUCCACCUUCUAACAACAGCCUGGUGACUCCUAGAGUAAACCACCAACCAAGCUCUGACCUUCAUAGCAGCAGCAGUAAUAGUAAUUCCAACACCAGCCAAGGGAGCUUUGGCUGUUCAUCUGGAAAUCAAGUUGUAGCCAGUGUUGCCUUAAACCAGGGACAAGCUGGUUCCCAGGGCAGUAAUCACUCUUUAAGCCUCAACAAUUCACCAAUGGAUAGUACAGGAAUUACCUUAGCACAGUUUAUGUCUCCAAGAAGACAAGUUAGUUCUGGAUUGGCAACAAGGCCGAGAAUGCCAAACAAUUCUUUUUCUCCCAAUAUUCCUUCAUUGAGUUCCCCCAUUGGUAUAGUAGGUAGUGCCUGUGGUAAUCCUAAUAGGACUUAUUCAAACAUCCCAGCAACUUCUUUACAGGGUAUUAAUGAAGGACCCAGUAAUUCCAUCGGCUUUUCUGCUACUUCUCCUGUUCUCAGACAGAUGAGUUCACAAAAUUCUCCUAGCAGAAUGAAUAUGCUCCCAACAAAAGCAGAAUCCAAAGACAGCAAAGAGAUCACUUCUAUUUUAAAUGAAAUGGUCCAAUCGGACAACAGUUCAAAUGAUGUUAAACCACUGGAUUCAGGCCUCUUGCAUAAUAGUGACAAACUUUCAGAGGGAGAAAAUAAAUAUUCUCAAACCAGUCAUAAACUAGUGCAGCUUCUAGCAACAACUGCUGAACAGCAGCUACGACACACUGAUGCUGAUACAAGUGGCAAAGAUGCGUUAUCUUGUUCAGGCACUUCAACUUCGACAUCUAAUAACUCUUCAUCUUCAAGCAACACUUGCCCUUCUUCUCAUAGUUCAUUGACUGAGAGACACAAAAUUCUACACAGACUCUUACAAGAAGGUAGUCCUUCAGAUAUAACUACUCUGUCAGUGGAGCAUGACAAAAAGGAUAAUGGUUCUAACUCUGUGAGUAAUCAAGUGCCAGGGAACUCCAAUAUAAAAUUAGAACUAGAGGCUUCAAAGAAAAAGGAAUCAAAGGACCACCAACUAUUGCGGUACCUUUUAGAUAAAGAUGAGAAAGACUUACGAGCAGUUCCAACCUUGAGUUUGGAUGAUGUGAAAGUGAAAGUUGAAAAGAAAGAGCAGAUGGAUCCUUGUAACACAACCCCAACGCCACUUACUAAACCUGCACCAGAGGAAAUCAAGUUAGAGUCCCAAAAUCAGUUUCCAGCUGACCUUGAACAGUUUGAUCCAUUACUGCCAACACUGGAGAAAGCAUCACAGCUGCCAAGUUUAUGCGAGUCAGAAAGGAUUGAAGCUGGAGGCACUGGGGUAACCGUCAAAUCAGAAAUCCUGCCAACUGCCCUUCAGUCUACCCCAGUCAGGCCUCCUCCCCGGCUGAAUAGAUUGCCUGAACUUGAAUUGGGUGGUCUAGAUCAUCAGUUUGGGCAGCCAGGAAUAGAUGACCAAGUUCCAUGGGCAAAUAACACAUUAACUGCUAUGAAUCAAGGACCUCUGAAUAAACCAGAAGACCAGUGCAUUACCUCCCAGCUAGAUGAGCUUCUAUGCCCACCAACAACAAUAGAGGGAAGAAAUGAUGAGAAGGCCCUUCUUGAUCAACUGGUAUCCUUUCUCAGUGGCACAGAUGAAACUGAAUUGGCUGAACUAGACCGAGCCCUUGGAAUUGACAAACUUGUCCAGGGAGGUGGAUUGGAAGUAUUGACAGAAAGAUUUCAACCACAACAAUCAACACCACCUUUAAUGAUGGAGGAAAGGUCUAGCCUAUAUUCUCAGCCUUACUCUUCAGCUUCACCUACUACAAAUCUCCCUAGUCCUUUCCAAGGCAUGAUUAGGCAAAAGCCUUCCAUGGGAACCAUGCCAGUUCAAGUACCACCACCUCGAGGAGCUUUUCCUACUAAUAUGAGCAUGCAGCCUCGCCAGAGUCUGAACAGACCUCCAGCCGCUCCCAACCAACUUAGACUUCAACUGCAACAAAGGUUGCAGGGACAGCAGCAGUUGAUACACCAAAAUCGGCAGGCUAUCUUAAACCAGUUUGCAGCAUCUGCCCCCGUUGGCAUUAAUAUGAGGUCAGGCAUGCAACAACAGAUCACACCACAGCCUCCUCUGAAUGCCCAGAUGUUGGCACAGCGACAGCGAGAAUUGUAUAGUCAACAACACCGGCAAAGGCAGCUAAUACAACAGCAGAGAGCUCUAUUAAUGAGACAACAAAGUUUUGGGAACAACCUCCCUCCUUCAUCUGGACUCCCAGUUCAAAUGGGAACUACUCGUCUUCCUCAGGGUGCUCCACAGCAAUUCCCUUACCCUUCUAGUUAUGGUACAAACCCAGGAACUCCUCCAGCCUCCACCAGCCCAUUUUCACAACUGACAUCAAAUCCUGAGGCAUCCUUGGCCAGCCGCAACAAUAUGGUCAACAGAGGUAUGACAGGGAAUGUUGGAGGACAGUUUGGUACUGGAAUCAAUCCUCAGAUGCAGCAGAGUGUCUUCCAGUAUCCAGGAUCAGGAUUAGGCCAACAAGGUGAACCCAAUUUUACUCCAUCUCUCAGUCCUGGCAGUCCCAUGAUGUCACUGCAGAUUCCUCCAUCCCAAAGCCCUAUGCUGCAGCAAGCUCAGCCCUCUUCAGGCUACCAAUCACCAGACAUGAAGACCUGGCAGCAAGGAGCAAUUGGCAAUAACAACAUGUUCAAUCAGAACCAGCCUACACCUGCACAGCCAGGAGUAUACAACAAUAUGAGCAUCACCGUAUCCAUGGCAGGAGGAAACACAAAUGUCCAGAAUAUGAACCCUAUGAUGGGCCAGAUGCAGAUGAGUUCACUGCAGAUGCCGGGAAUGAAUACAGUGUGUUCUGAGCAGAUAAAUGAUCCAGCACUGAGACACACAGGCCUUUACUGCAAUCAGCUUUCAUCAGCUGACAUUCUCAAAACAGAAUCAGACGGCAGUGCCCAGCAGGUGCAGCAGGUUCAGGUGUUCGCCGAUGUCCAGUGUACAGUGAAUCUGGUAGGCGGGGACCCUUACCUGAACCAACCUGGGCCCCUGGGAUCUCAAAAACCCACAUCAGGUCCGCAGAACCCCCAGGCCCAGCAGAAGAGCCUCCUUCAGCAGCUACUGACUGAAUAACCACUUUUAAAGGAAUGUGAAAUUUAAAUAAUAGACAUACAGAGAUAUACAAAUAUAUUAUAUAUUUUUCUGAGAUUUUUGAUAUCUCAAUCUGCAGCCAUUCUUCAGGUCGUAGUAUUUGGAGCAAAAAAAGGGGUUUGCUUUUUGCUGAGGGUCGGGGAGGUGUUUUUUUUUUUUUUGCUUUGUAAAGGCCUUGGAUAUUGAGAGAGCGACUCAGCAGGACAGUUGGACAAUCGAUUUUUUGAGCCAAAUUAAUUGUUCUUAUUUUUAUAAUCAGUCAUUGGCUUCUUAUCUGAAUGAAGGCUUUUGGAGGAGAAUCAAGAUGAAAAGUUCCAAGGGGAGAAAGAAACUCCAUUUCACCUGGAUUUGACUCUGACCCUAUCAUGGAGGAAGGAAGGGUUUGGCAACCUUCAGCAAAAAACAAACAAACAAACAAACAAACAAACAAACAAAAAACUUUAAAAAAAAAAAAAGGAACAACUAUAAAAGGCUGUCCUCUUUCUGUAAAGCCUAUCCCACUCCCAGGCAGCUUGUGUGUACAAUCAGCUUCUUCUAGCAAUUCUAUGUCUGUUGGCUUCAAGAAAGUAUUUUGCACCUCCUCCUCCCCAUUCCGUGUUUUUUUUUUUUUUUUUUUUUUUUAAAGAUGGUUUAAAUCAAGAUGCCUCCAGUGUUAGAGGCUGAAAUAUGUACAUUUGCAAGGGAUUUUUAAAAAAGUACAGUUUGGGGGAAAAUGCAAUAAUUUUUUUGAAAGGGUUGGGGAAGGACAAAGAGUAAGGUCUUUUGAGUUAUUGUAGAUACAAUUUUCUGAUUAAAUGUGGAAAAAAAGGCAGUCUGUUCUUUCUGCUUUUAUUGUAUUAACAGCUAAGGUAGCUAAAGUUAUUUAAAAAUAAAAGUAAAUUCUAUGAUCCAAGCAGCUUAUUCUGCCCUUUAAAUCUCCCUGUAAAUAUUUGAUUUCUUGUAGAAAUUUAUUUCCUUCUGUUUAGCUUUCUGCUUUUAAUAUCACACUUGAUUUUUCUAAAUUUUGUGUAAAAUAUAACUUGUUGAUUGAAUUGCGAUUCUGAAACAUUUGGCUAUUUCAAUAUUUUAAUUACUGUGAUGCCAUUUAUGGAUUUACUUUUAAGAAUUUACAACCAAUAAUGUCACUGCCAGAAAGUGCCGUUCCCUGCUUCAAGGGGAACCAAUAGCUAUGCUAUAUUGAAGAGUCCCAUGGGGCAAACUGACUUGUUCCAGAGAACUGUACUAAGAGCUAUCUAUUCUUGCGAGUAAAUGUCAAAAUUACAUAGGCUUCUUAUUUGAAUAAAGGGAAAAAUUAGUUCUCAAAGAAAUUCUCACUUUUCAGGUUUUAAGGUUAGGAUUUGAAUUAACCACCAAUCCAGACAUAAUUGUUUCUAUAUCAGGCUGGGAAAAAUCUACCUCCUGCUAUAGGGCUAAUUUUAUUCCUUUGUAUUAUCCUUCCCCCAUAUAAGGGAUCCAUUGAACCCAUUUCCUGCCUUUAGAAAUUUCACUGUGAGAAUAGGAAAGCUUGAGAAUGGCCUUGUGAAAGAACCAGAGAUGGCAUUAUUAGCUUCCCUGGGCCCACAAAUGAUGAUAUUCUCCACCCCUACUACCUCUGCUUUCUGGGCAAAAGAAUAAUAUUUAAGAACAAAGAACAUAGAUUCCAUCAUUAAAGAAGCCAUUUUCUUAGCCCUUACCCUCCUGCCCAUUCAAUUUCCCCCAGUUAGAACUAUCUUAUCUAAUAUAAAAAAUAGUUCAGAAAAAUGUAAUGAAUGAAAAGAUGAAGAGCUAAGUAACAAUGUGUAGUAAUCGCAAAACAAAAACAAAAUAUUCAUAAAUUCUUCAUAAACUUCAUCCUUGAUCCAUUCAUUCCCAGCCUGCAUUACUGACUGCCAGCCCUGCAUUACUCUAAUCCUACAACUUAUUGCCCUGUUACCCUAGGGUGGAGGCAAGGGAGAAUUUCUCUUUUGUUUGUCACAUGUGGAUGUACAAUCAGACUUCAGGAUGUUCAACUCUCACUUCAGCAUUCCAAGUGAAGUUUCCUGGCUGACUGCUUUUGUAUAAGGAACUAGGAAAAAAUGUAGAGAAUACAGAAGAUGCCAACAUAAGACAGCACCUCUCCCAUCCCAAUCCAGCUGCACCUUAAAGUAUGCAUGUCACCUUAAAAGUUUUUAUAGUUGCACUGUUUGUUUUAUGUUUGUACAGUUUAAAAUGAUUGCUAAAUUUGAGGAAAAUAAAAUUGCUUGCACCUAUAA
Molecule: messenger RNA, 9449 nt
Organism: Antechinus flavipes (yellow-footed antechinus)
Lineage: Eukaryota; Metazoa; Chordata; Mammalia; Dasyuromorphia; Dasyuridae
Gene: NCOA1
Product: nuclear receptor coactivator 1
Exons: 22
Coding region: 2869-7200 (1443 amino acids)
Biological process (GO): cellular response to hormone stimulus; positive regulation of transcription by RNA polymerase II
Cellular component (GO): nucleus
Molecular function (GO): protein dimerization activity; nuclear receptor binding
Source: RefSeq, a predicted model, not a curated record